AUGCCUCCCAAAGCCAGCACAGGUGACCUCCACGUUGAGAAGCUCUUUUCUGUCAAAGACUAUGUUUGCGUGAUCAGUGGAGGCGGGUCUGGGAUCGGAUUGAUGGCUGCCCAGGCACUCGCAGCAAACGGCGCCAAGGUAUACAUUACCGGCCGUCGCAAGGAAGCUCUCGAGACUGCUGCCAAGUCACACAACCCCGACCAGGGUGGCGAGAUUAUACCUCUCUCACCGUGCGACGUGACCAAAAAGGACGACCUGGAGCGCAUGUACCAGGAGCUGGCAUCCAAGGAGAAGUACAUCAACCUGUUCAUCGCCUCGGCUGGCGUUUCUGGCGAGAAGGGAAUCCCGGACGCGGAAAAGGCGACUGACAUGAAGAAGAAGCUGUUUGACAACGAGACGUUUGAGGGCUGGGCCGAGACAUACAACACCGAUGUGACUGCCGUGUACUUCUCGACGGUUGUCCUAUUGCCGCUGUUGCAAGCUGGCACCGAAACACAUGGCCACCUCUCUGCGUCAGUCAUUGUUAUCAGCUCCAUGUCGGGCAUCAUGAAAGAUGCACAGGGCCACUUCAGCUACAACGCGGCCAAGGGCGGUACGGUGCACUUGAGCAAGCUCAUGUCGGCCGAGUUCCAGAAGCUCCGCAUCCGCGUGAACAGCAUUGCGCCUGGGUAUUUCCCCUCUGAGAUGACGGCCAAGGAGAGUGACGAGCACCAGAAGAGCGAUCUGCCAGACGAGAAGAUCCAGGAGAAGGGCCAUGUCCCACACGGACGGGCGGGCAGCGACGCGGAGAUGGCGCAGGCGGUCAUCUUCCUGACCAAGAACUCGUAUGUCAAUGGGCAGAUUCUGGCGGUUGACGGUGGUGUGCUCAAUGUUGUGAGCUCGUAA
Exserohilum turcica Et28A is the source of this 885-nucleotide messenger RNA. RefSeq lists its product as uncharacterized. The record is from RefSeq and is a predicted model, not a curated record. Bases 1 to 885 code for a protein of 294 amino acids. NCBI's taxonomy places the organism in Eukaryota, Fungi, Ascomycota, Dothideomycetes, Pleosporales, Pleosporaceae. The transcript is spliced from 3 exons.